This is a messenger RNA of Trichogramma pretiosum, 2697 nucleotides long. RefSeq names its product mothers against decapentaplegic homolog 3 (gene Smox). Gene Ontology annotation, biological process: anatomical structure morphogenesis; regulation of transcription by RNA polymerase II; transforming growth factor beta receptor signaling pathway. Gene Ontology annotation, cellular component: heteromeric SMAD protein complex. The transcript is spliced from 7 exons. The record is from RefSeq and is a predicted model, not a curated record. Lineage: Eukaryota; Metazoa; Arthropoda; Insecta; Hymenoptera; Trichogrammatidae. The coding region runs from base 439 to 1713 and encodes 424 amino acids. Gene Ontology annotation, molecular function: I-SMAD binding; DNA-binding transcription factor activity, RNA polymerase II-specific; RNA polymerase II cis-regulatory region sequence-specific DNA binding.
AUUCUUAGUUUUAUUAUUAGUUGCAAAAAUUUCGCAAGUAUUGAGUAUUUACACCAACUUGUAGACUGGUUUGGACGAUCUGCUAUUAUUAAUGAUGAAAUUAGUCUGUUUAUCGAGUGAAAUUUAUGUACUCAAUUUUCACAAUUAACUUCGCGUUAUCUGUGUCACAGCAAAAAACUGCUAUCUAUUUAUAUAUGGGUGACAACUUUCACAUUUUCUUAAUUAGUAAACUCUAUUUUGUUAUGAUGAUACAAUAAUACAAUAAUCUAACAAGUCAGCACUUUUUGAAAAUAUUACGGUCGGCAAAUAUUUUUUCUUCGUAAUAUUUCUGCGUAUGCAUCGACAGUUAUUUUCUGGACAUUGAAUACCUGCAUGCAGGAUAGAAGAUCAGCCUGAUGCAGUCCAUUCAACAACUCAUUUGUUCCCAUAUAUUAAGUUAUGAAUUCAAUGCUACCCAGUUUCAAUCAUCCUAUUAUUAAACGGCUUCUGGGAUGGAAAAAAGCAGAAGGCGACGAUAAAUGGAGUGAAAAAGUUAUCAAAAGUCUUGUCAAAAAGCUAAAAAAAUCUUCAGGUUUAGAAGAAUUGGAAAAGGCAAUCAGUACACAGAACUGCAAUACUAAGUGUAUAGUUAUACCUAGGCUACCUAGCAGUGGUGCUACAGAAACUUGUUCUCAAACUGUACGUAGUAAAGGUCUACCGCAUGUUAUUUAUUGUCGUCUUUGGCGUUGGCCUGAUCUACAAUCACAUCACGAGUUAAAACCUAUAGAUAGUUGUGAAUACGCUUUUAACUUGAAGCGUGAAGAAGUUUGCGUUAAUCCUUACCAUUACCAAAGAGUACAACCACCAGCUUUGCCUUCAAUUUUGGUUCCUCAUCAAAGUCCACUUCAAGAAAAUCUACCUCAUUGCAGUAUGCAAGCCACAAGUCCAGCAAGUGUUGGCAGUCUUGGGAGUAUUCAAGGAUCACCUCAUCCCACUCCGAGUUCUAUGGAUCCACCAGCUGAUACUCCUCCUCCAGGAUACAUAAGUGAAGAUGGUGAUAACAUGGAUCAUAAUGACAACAUGUCACUUUCAAGAUUAUCACCUAGUCCUUCUGAUGCACAACCAGUCAUGUAUUGUGAACCUGCUUUUUGGUGUUCAAUCAGUUACUAUGAGUUAAACACGCGAGUUGGAGAAACAUUUCAUGCUUCACAACCGAGUAUUACUGUCGAUGGCUUUACGGAUCCUAGUAAUUCGGAAAGAUUUUGUCUUGGUUUGCUGUCCAACGUCAAUCGUAAUGCAGUUGUUGAGCAAACCAGAAGACAUAUCGGAAGAGGAGUGAGAUUAUAUUACAUCGGUGGUGAAGUUUUUGCAGAAUGCCUCUCGGAUUCUAGUAUUUUUGUGCAAAGCCCAAAUUGCAAUCAACGUUAUGGAUGGCAUCCAGCAACAGUUUGUAAAAUUCCACCAGGUUGUAAUUUGAAAAUCUUCAAUAACCAAGAAUUUGCUACUCUAUUGUCCCAUUCGGUAUCACAAGGAUUCGAAGCCGUUUACCAACUAACCCGAAUGUGCACCAUACGCAUGAGCUUUGUGAAAGGGUGGGGAGCAGAAUAUAGGCGACAAACAGUAACUUCAACACCCUGUUGGAUAGAAUUGCAUUUAAAUGGACCCCUCCAGUGGCUGGAUAGAGUCUUAACACAAAUGGGAUCUCCUAGAUUACCCUGCUCCUCUAUGUCAUAAUUGAGUCUUUCAAAUUCAAUGAUUUUGUUUGAUUAGUCAGCGUUUUUCGUGUGUCUUGUAAGCUCUCUGUUUUCUUUUAUAUAAUUGAUUCUUGUAAUAUCAAUAUGUUCUAUAUUAGAUCAUAAUAGUGAUUGUCACAUUUCAUCAAGUACGCCAACAGAAAAUAUGCAAAGUAAUUUAAUUUUUCGUAUUUUAAACUUUAUUUACGUGGUUCGAAAGUUUUUUUCAAGUCCGUUUUCGAUGGAUUUCACAAUUAACAUAUCUAUAUAAAAUUAGAAAGUAGAUUGUAGAAUGAUAAGGUAUGAGAUUAACUUUCAUAAUUUUGCUGAAUCGAGAUUGCAUUUAAAAUUUCAUUUUGACAAGCAACGCAUAAAAAACCUUAGCGAUGAAAUCAUAAUUAUGUAUGACUACACAUAUUAAAUAAUCCGAUAAAGAUCAUUUUUUCAUGAAAUUUUUAUAAAUAACUAAAGUACUUUUGAAAACUGAAAUGGGUCAUGUACAUAUCAUCGCAUAAAACAAUAUAUUAUAAUCUAUUUCAGUUAAUCAACAACAAGUAAGAUUAUUAAACAAUCUUGAUACGUGAGAGAUAUUAUUUAUCAACUCUAGCAAUGUAAUCCUGUGUGAUAGUUUUUUCUGAUAUCUCCUCAAAAAAAACCAUUUUGAUAAAGUGUUAAAAAUCAUUCUUUCUAAUAUUAAAAGUGAAAAUGGAUAUUGAAGUAGAUAUUUGGCAUUUUUGAGCGAAUAACAUCGUUUCUAAAAAGCAUGUUGAUUGUUAUAAAUCUAGGUGUAACUAGGAUAACUAAGUACCAUUUACUGUGUGUAAGAAAAAAAAUUGUGUUUCAUAUGUCCGUAUAUUAGGUGACAAUUAUACAUAUAGAUAUAUAUUAAAUAGACACAUUCAUUGUGAGUUCAUCUGUACUUCCUUAUGAUUUUAUUGUCUAAAAAUGAUUUUUACAAAAAUAUUAAAAUAACAUAUAAUGAUUA